Molecule: messenger RNA, 333 nt
Organism: Pieris macdunnoughi
Lineage: Eukaryota; Metazoa; Arthropoda; Insecta; Lepidoptera; Pieridae
Source: the annotation of a GenBank genome assembly
AUGGCUAAGCAUCACCCUGAUCUUAUAUUUUGCCGAAAACAACCCGGCGUCGCGAUUGGACGUUUGUGUGAGAAAUGUGACGGUAAAUGUGUCAUUUGCGAUUCUUACGUGCGUCCAUGCACUUUGGUAAGGAUAUGUGAUGAGUGUAACUACGGAUCGUAUCAAGGAAGAUGUGUAAUUUGUGGAGGCCCAGGUGUUUCAGAUGCAUAUUACUGCAAAGAAUGCACCAUUCAAGAAAAAGAUAGAGAUGGAUGUCCAAAAAUUGUAAACCUCGGAAGUUCUAAGACAGAUCUAUUCUAUGAAAGAAAGAAGUAUGGCUUUAGAAGACACUAG